This is a messenger RNA of Salvia splendens (bonfire salvia), 865 nucleotides long. Its product is annotated as putative zinc finger protein At1g68190. Lineage: Eukaryota; Viridiplantae; Streptophyta; Magnoliopsida; Lamiales; Lamiaceae. Bases 132 to 683 code for a protein of 183 amino acids. The record is from RefSeq and is a predicted model, not a curated record. The transcript is spliced from 2 exons. Gene Ontology annotation, molecular function: zinc ion binding.
CAUCAGUUACCAAUUACCACUUUCUCUCCUAUCUCUCCGCAACCGGAAAAUUCCUUUCUUCUUUUAUCCCUUGGAUAUCUCGAAUCAUAUUCCUGAUUCCUCUGCAUCUCUUCACCUCAAGCAAACUCGCGAUGAGGAGGUGUGAGCUGUGCAAAGCGAAGGCGCGGACGCACUGCGCGUCGGAUCGGGCGAGCUUGUGCUGGGAUUGCGAUGCCUCCGUGCACUCGGUUAGCUUCCUAGUGGCGCGGCACUCCAGGAGACUUCUCUGCGACGUCUGCCAGUCGCCGAUGCCGUGGACGGUCUCUGGCGGAAAGAUCACCCCUACCGUUUCCGUCUGCGAACAAUGCGCCGGUCAGGAACUGUGCGAAGGCAGCGGUGGAGGAGAAUCGGAGGAGGACAAUCAGAUCGUUCCAUGCUCACCGCUGCCGGCAGAGAGCUGCUCCAGCGACGAUGAGGCGAUUGACGGUGGAAACGUCGUCGUUUGGCGGAAGAAGAUGAGAAUUGAGGCGGAUCGGAGCUGCGCGAUGUCUCGGCGUGCUCCUCCGCCUUAUGUGGCGGAUUCGGGUGGUGUUAAUGUGUGUGGAUCGGGGAUUUUGGAUUCGCUGCGUAUGCUCCACCGUGAAGAUACGGGUUCGGGUCAACAAAUGGUGGAGUACUCCGAUUAUUCUGGUCCGUCGAUCUGAAUUUCUACAAGAGUUGAUGAGAUUUGGUUGUGUAUAUAAUUUCACUCAUAAAAAACUUCUACUCCUAUUUUGGAAAAACUACUACUGUAUUAAUCUGGGAACUCUGAUUAGAUUUGAGUUUUGGUUGAAUUUAGUUUUGAUUGUGAUUUGGGGUUGAAUUAAUGCAGGGUAUUUCUUUUUCA